CUUCCAAGUCCAGCACCAUGACGAGCCUCAGCGGGCAGCCGUGCAUGCACCGCCUCUGCCCCCUCGCCUCCUCGGGUCCAUUCUACUCCCGCCAUCAUCACAGAUUGCUGCUGUACCUCCUUCUGGUCCUGUCCUGGAAGACCACAGUCUUAACAGGUGCCAAGGGCGUCUCUGUCCACAACGUGACAGUGCCCACGCCAGGCAUUGCCGGCGAGGCAGCGCGGUUGGAGUGCCACUGGAGCCCGGGCAGCAAGGGCUUCUACUCCGUCAGGUGGUACAAGGACGGAGAACAGUUCUACAGCUUCAUUCCGAGGAACCGGCCAGAGGUCAAGGUCGACCAUAACCUCCCCGGAGUCACCGUCUUCUUGUCGGAGUCGAACGAAUACGUCGUAACGCUGCGGAAGAUUGACCUCGCCUCCCAGGGCAUCUACCGGUGUGAGGUCAUGAGUGAAGCCCCGACGUUCCAGACCUCAUUUGCGUCGGCGAACCUCACUGUAGUUGAUGUCCCGGAGGCGCCGCAGCUCACAGGACUCCAGGACAAAUACACGGUGGGCGACACUUUGCACGUCAACUGCACCGCCAGGGACUCCCACCCGGCCGCCCGGAUCACCUUCCGCGUCAACGGCAGUUUUAUUCAUCCCAGCUCGGGCCGCGUGACGGAGUUCCCGACCGAGGGCGGCGUGGCGAGCGGCAACCCCUACGCCCUCAGCACCACGAGCAGCCAGCUGAGCUUGCCGCUGGGCGAGCACCACGUGCCGGCGGUCACGGUGCUGUGCCGGGCGGAGGUGCUGUCCGUCGCCCGCGCCAACUCCACCACGGUGCGCGUCGAGCCUCGCAGCUCCGCCUUCUCCUCUUCAACGCCGGAGUUCCCCGCUGCUGCCCGGGACUGUUGCUGGUUCUUGCCCUUUCCGCUCUUACCAACUCGCUGAGUACCUGUUAGACACCUGCCGGCGAGAGGGCGGGGGGGCGGUUCGGCGCCGUACAGAGUUCGUCAACGCUCUAGUCUGUCCCUCUCUCUCUUGGUCUUUAUAUCUACAGUCGCUCUAUCUCUUCCUCCCUUCCUCUCGCUCUUUCUCUC
Molecule: messenger RNA, 1078 nt
Organism: Penaeus vannamei (Pacific white shrimp)
Lineage: Eukaryota; Metazoa; Arthropoda; Malacostraca; Decapoda; Penaeidae
Source: RefSeq, a predicted model, not a curated record